AUGGUGCACAUGGAUCGCAUGCUCGACAUUUUCAUAGGCGCUACCGGAGUAGAUACCUUCUUUGUGUUGUCCUCGUUCCUGCUGACCAUGAUAUUUAUGAAAAAGAGUAUCAAGAUGAUCACAGAUAACGUGUCGUACCGCAAGUGGGGAUACGCACUGGCCGAUUACUUUUCGAGACGCUUCUUUCGUGUGUACCCUUUGUUUGUGCUGGUGUCCAUUACGUUGUGGAUCAUGCCGUCCGAGUACAAGCACCGUUAUUACUUGAAAAAUAAUCAGGAUUUCAACCUCUUUCUGAUGCUCACUUUUCACCCAGAUCAUCGGUACUUUUUGUUGUGGACGCUACCGUUGGAGAUAUCAUAUUACUUCAUCUUGCCCGCGUUCGUGCUAGCCGUGCUGAAACUGGGUCGCUUCUGGUGGAUGCCAUUCAUUCCACUGUACGUAUGGGUAAUUCGUGAGGGUCUAUAUACGACUAGAAAUAACUUCCACAUCCAGCCGCUGAGUAUGCAUCUUCCAACCUUCGUCGCGGGUUCCAUGUCGGCCGUCAUUUUUGUGAAGCUCGAUACGUGGAUCAAAGCCACAAAUUUUAAGUUCCGUAAGCUGCACAUUGUCGCGCUUCGCGUCGUCGAGGCUGUUUUGAUUGCAGCGUACCUCAGCGUGGUCUUCCGUGGACUCUUUUUCAAUUGGUUGGGUACCCCACUGCCUCCGCCAACCGAAUAUACAAUGCCAUUCACGAGCGUGAAGUUAUCACUCCUUAUUGUCAUCGAGAUGAUUCAGCCGUCCAUAGUAUCGGAGAUCUUCGAGUGGGUGGUGCUACGCUACCUGGGCAAGAUCAGCUUCUCCGUGUACUUGUUGCACGUGUUCGUGUUAUACUCGCCGAGGAUUUACAAUGAAAGGAACUACUACGACAAGACCUUUAUGGUUUUCGGUCCUGUGAUUCUAUUGGCGUCGGCAUCGUACCAUCUAGUGGAGAACCCGUCACAGCAACUUGCGCAGCGACUUUCGCGUAAAUUUACCCAACUGGCAUCACGCGAACACGAGAAGGUCGCGCAACAAAGUGAUACGGGAAGAUUCGAAUGA
Molecule: messenger RNA, 1077 nt
Organism: Peronospora farinosa
Lineage: Eukaryota; Oomycota; Peronosporomycetes; Peronosporales; Peronosporaceae
Source: the annotation of a GenBank genome assembly